AUGUCGACCAGAUCAGGGAAGACGCCGAAGGGCAAGAAGGCCAAUGGCACCAGCUCCGCCAUGACCGAACAUACGGAUAAAACCCGCUGGCGUAUGUUGGACGACGAUGGACGACAGACAUGGCAUUACCUGGAGGACGACAAGGAGGCCAAAGCCUGGCCCCAAUCGUUCGCCGACAAGUACUAUGUUGGCCUACCACUUGACGCUCCCGAACUGCCCAAAGCCAAGACCCCCCUCGAAGCCGUCAACAAUGGCCUCGAAUUCUUCGAGAAGCUGCAGCAACCCCCCGGAAACUGGGCCUGCGAGUACGGCGGACCGCUCUUCCUCAUGACGGGCAUCAUCAUCACCUGGACCAUCACCGACACUCCCAUCCCCGAGGCGCACAAGAUCGAGAUGCGCAACUACAUCUUCGCGCGCGCCCACCCCGAGGACGGCGGCUGGGGUCUACACAUCGAGAGCGACAGCACCGUCUUCGGGACCUGCAUGAACUACCUAAACCUCCGUCUUCUCGGCGUCCCCGCCGACGACCCUCGCGCAGCAAAGGCCAGAGCGACACUGCACAAGCUCGGAGGCGCGCAGCAAAGCCCCCACUGGGCUAAAUUCUGGAUGAGCUUACUCGGCAUCGCGCACUGGGAUCUCGUCAACCCCAUCCCCCCUGAGUUCUGGCUCAUGCCCAACUGGGUGCCCGUCCACCCGUGGCGCUGGUGGAUCCACAUGCGCCAAGUCUUCCUUCCCAGCGGCUACAUCUACUCCAAGCGCUGGACAUACCCCGAGACCCCCCUAAUUCGCGAACUGCAGCAGGAGAUGUUCACGGAGCCAUUUGAGACUAUGAACUGGAAAGGACACCGUAACUCGAUCGCCCCCAUGGACAACUUCCACCCCAAGACCUGGAUCCUCAACCUGAUCAACUGGAUUCUCGUGAACAUCUGGUUCGCCUUCCUGCGCCCCAACUGGAUCAAGACCUGGGGCGAAUCCCACGCCUUUAAGCUCAUCGAGAUGGAAGACGCCAACACCGACUUCAGCGACCUCGCCCCAGUGUCCGCGCCCAUGAACACAAUCGCCUGCUUUAUCGAGCACGGCCCCGACCACCACUCCGUCAAGCGCCACAUCGAUCGCCUCCAGGACUACCUCUGGGUCAAGUCUGAGGGUAUGCUCGUCAACGGCACCAACGGUGUGCAGAACUGGGACACAGCCUUUGCCAUCCAAGCCGUCGUCGAUUCCGGGCUUGCCACCGAGGAGCGCUGGCGCCCUAUGCUAACCAAGGCCCUCCACUAUCUCGAAGGGCAGCAGAUCCGCGAGGAUGUACCGAACCAGGCUGCAUGCUACCGCCAGCAACGCAAGGGCGGGUGGGCCUUCUCCAACAAGGACCAAGGCUACGCAGUCUCGGAUUGUAUCGCCGAGGCACUGAAAGCCGUAAUCAUGCUCCAGCACACCCCCGGCUUCCCCACCCUCCUCGAAGACCAGCGCAUCUUCGACGCAAUCGACACCCUCCUCACCUUCCAAAACACCUCCGGCGGCUGCGCCUCCUACGAACCCCAGCGCGGGUCCGAGCACCUCGAGCUACUCAACGCUGCGGAGGUCUUUGGACGCAUAAUGGUCGAGUACGAUUACCCUGAAUGCACUACCGCCGUCGUGACCGCUUUAUCCUUGUUCUCCUCCCACUGGCCUGAUUAUAGAGCCAAGGAGAUCGCAACACAGAAGGCGAGGAUGGUGCAGUGGAUCAAGACUAACCAGGCCGCUGACGGGAGCUGGUAUGGGAGCUGGGCUAUCUGCUUUACCUACGCUACUAUGUUUGCGUUGGAGAGUUUGGAGGCGAUUGGGGAGACGUACGCCAACUCCGGCCCUUCGAAACGCGGCUGCGAUUUCCUCGUCUCCCAUCAACGUCCUGAUGGCGGGUGGAGCGAGAGUUAUCGCGGGUGCGAGACGAUGGUCUACACCGAGCACCCCUCCGGCUCCCUGGUCGUGCAAACAGCCUGGGCUGUGUUGGGGUUGAUGUACGCCGAAUACCCGGACCGUUCUGUGAUUGAACGCGGAGUGAAGUUUAUCAUGGGCAGACAGCAGGCGAAUGGGGAGUGGCUCCAGGAGUCGAUCGAGGGGGUGUUUAAUAAGAGCGCGAUGAUUAGUUAUCCGAAUUAUAAGUUUACGGACGUAAUGGAGGAUGCUCUCAUUGGUACGAUCUGA
Messenger RNA from Pseudogymnoascus verrucosus, 2181 nucleotides. RefSeq names its product Lanosterol synthase (Oxidosqualene--lanosterol cyclase) (gene ERG7). Gene Ontology annotation, molecular function: lanosterol synthase activity. Gene Ontology annotation, cellular component: lipid droplet. The transcript has 3 exons. Gene Ontology annotation, biological process: triterpenoid biosynthetic process; ergosterol biosynthetic process. The record is from RefSeq and is a predicted model, not a curated record. Bases 1 to 2181 code for a protein of 726 amino acids. Lineage: Eukaryota; Fungi; Ascomycota; Leotiomycetes; Thelebolales; Thelebolaceae.